This is a messenger RNA of Ahaetulla prasina, 4730 nucleotides long. It is a transcript of the gene FSTL5, whose product is annotated as follistatin like 5. The record is from RefSeq and is a predicted model, not a curated record. Gene Ontology annotation, molecular function: calcium ion binding; protein binding. The transcript is spliced from 16 exons. NCBI's taxonomy places the organism in Eukaryota, Metazoa, Chordata, Lepidosauria, Squamata, Colubridae. The coding region runs from base 399 to 2939 and encodes 846 amino acids. Gene Ontology annotation, biological process: regulation of BMP signaling pathway; cell differentiation; multicellular organism development.
GCUGUCCACGGGGCUGCUGGUGCUGAAUCUGGGAUUCCCCGCUCCGUCCUCUUGUUUUCGCCUGCGCCGGGAGGCUUUACUCCUCCCCUCCUUCACAACCUUCACACAAAAGCAACUUGGCAAAGGAGCUUAUCGGACGUCAAGGAGAUUCUCUGCCCUACUGAACGAGGAAAUUUCUUCGGAGUUGAUCCCGGACUUGGGUUUCUUUCACCCGCCACCUUUGCAACGUUUUACCUUUUGAUAUUUUCAUUUGCUGUACUUAAAAACAGACGUUGGUGAUAAUAAGGUGCAAUCUUUCCACAAGGGGAAAAACAAAAGGGACAGAAGAACGCUUUCCCCCCCCACCUCCUUUCUUCGUGGGCUUUAGUGACUUCAAUCAGGAAGAAAAUAUUGAAAAUAUGUUGAUGUGGUGGACAAUUGUUUCUUCUCUUGGAUACAUUUUAUUGAGUGCAAAAGGAUGGCCAGUAAAAGAAGGACAUGACCUCAGAUCAUUUCAAGCUCUUAUGCGAUUACGCCACAAGCAGGAAAGGAGUCCUGAACAUUCCAGAAAUAAAGGAUCUGUGAAUCAUGGUGUUUUUCCUGGAUCCUGUGAAAAUAAGUAUUGUGGCUUGGGUAGGCAUUGUGUUGUCAACAGAGAAACAGGACAAGGGGAAUGUGCCUGCAUGGAAUAUUGCAAGUCUCAUUACAAGCCUGUUUGUGGUUCUGAUGGUGAAUUCUAUGAAAACCACUGCGAAGUGCACCGGGCUGCCUGCCUGAAAAAGCAGAAGAUUACUAUUGUCCACAAUGAAGACUGUUUCUUCAAAGGGGACAACUGCAAUUCCAUUGAUUACAACAAGAUGAAAAAUUUCCUGCUGGAUCUACAGAACAGAAAAUAUAUUCUACAAACAAAAGAAAGCAUUACUGAAGAUAAGAUGGUUUUGAAGAAAUUAUUGGUGGAUCAGCUGUUUAAAUAUUAUGAUUCAGACAACAAUGGACUUGUAGAUAGCAAUGAACUAACACAGGUAAUAAACCAAGAUGAACUUGGCAAGGAUAUGUCUGACUGCUCUCUUUUUGAUCUGUUGAAAUAUGAUGAUUAUAAUAGUGACAAGCAUCUUGGCCUGGAAGAAUUCUAUAGAGCAUUCCAAGUAAUACAACUGAGCCUACCAGAAGAUCAGAAAGUAAGCAUUACAGCUGCGAUAGUUGGACAAAGUGCAGUUCUAAGUUGUGCCAUUCAGGGCACCUUGAGACCUCCAAUCAUCUGGAAGCGGAACAAUGUCGCUCUGAAGAGUUUAGAUUUAGAAGACAUCAAUGAUUUUGGAGAUGAUGGGUCCCUAUAUAUUACUAAGAUUACUACAACUCACAUGGGAAAUUAUAGCUGCUAUGCAGAUGGCUAUGAUCAAAUCUAUCAGACUCAUAUUCUUCAAGUGAAUGUUCCACCCGUCAUAAGAGUCUUUCCUGAAAGUCAAGCUAGGGAGCCAGGAGUGACAGCUAGUCUUCGAUGUCAUGCUGAGGGUAUUCCCAAUCCAGUGCUUGGUUGGUUGAAGAAUGGAAUUGAUAUAACUCCAAAGUUAUCCAAACAGCUAACUCUUCAAGCAAAUGGCAGUGAAGUCCACAUUAGCAAUGUACGUUAUGAAGAUACAGGAGCAUACACUUGUAUUGCAAAGAAUGAAGCAGGAGUUGAUGAAGAUAUUUCUUCCCUUUUUGUAGAGGAUUCUGCACGGAAAACCCUUGCUAACAUAUUAUGGAGAGAGGAAGGUCUGGGAAUUGGUAAUAUGUUCUAUGUGUUUUAUGAAGAUGGAAUCAAAGUGAUACAACCAGUAGAGUGUGAAUUCCAGAGACAUAUUAAGCCUAAUGAAAAGCUCCUUGGAUUUCAGGAUGAAGUUUGUCCAAAAACUGAUGGGGAUGAAGUCCAGCAAUGCAUUUGGGCAUCAGCUGCUAAUGUCAAGGAUAAAUUCAUAUAUGUAACUCAGCCGACUUUGGACAGAGUGCUAAUUGUUGAUGUACAAUCUCAAAAAGUUGUGCAGGCUGUAAGUACAGAUCCAGUUCCAGUGAAAUUACAUUAUGAUAAAUCACAUGAUCAAGUAUGGGUGCUCAGUUGGGGAAGCUUUGAUAAGGAUUCUCCUACACUACAAGUGAUCACUCAGGCCAGUGGAAGUAUUUCUCAUCACACUAUUCACACUCAGCCAGUGGGGAAGCAGUUUGACAAAGUGGAUGGCUUUUUCAUUCCAUCUGCAACUCUUCUUAUUACCCACAUAAGAUUUGGAUUCAUUCUUCACAAGGAUGAGCCUGUACUCCAGAAAAUUGAUCUUGAAACAAUGUCAUACAUCAAGACAAUUAGUUUAAAGGAUUACAACUGUGUUCCAAAGACUCUGGCGUAUACACAUCUUGGAGGAUAUUAUUUUGUCAACUGUAAACCUGACACUACUGGAGCUAUUCUACCACAAAUAAUAGUAGAUAGUGUUACUGACUCAGUUAUUGGAUAUAAUGGUGAUGUAACAGGAUCUCCAUAUAUUUCUCCAGAUGGUCACUACGUAGUCAGCAUUGAUGAUGUGAAAGGUCUCAUGAGGGUCCAGACAAUUACACUAAGAGGAGAAAUACAAGAUGCCUUUGACAUUCACACAAACUUGCACAUAUCUGAUGUGGCUUUCCAGCCAUCAUUUACUGAAGCCCAUCAAUAUAAUGUCUUUGGUAGCUCUAGUACACAGACUGAUGUUCUUUUUGUAGAACUGUCUUCUGGGAAGGUGAAGAUGGUGAAGAAUCUUAAGGAACCUCUUAAACCAGAUGAAUGGCCUUGGAACAACAAGAACCGAUUAAUUGAGGGCAGUGGGCUCUUUGGUCAGUACCUGAUGACACCUUCCAAGGAAUCCUUGUUUAUUCUAGAUGGACGAUUAAAUAAGCUUAAUUGUGAAAUCACUGAAGUUGAGAGAGGAAACACAGUAAUUUGGGUUGGAGAAGCGUAAACAACCAUAUUAGAUAACACCCAAGUGGAUAUAGUUUUACAGUACAUUGCACUUAUCUUCAUUCUUCAAAUUGUCAUUAUUUUAUAUUAAAGAUGUUAGACCCUUCUGUACAUGUUGUGUGGUUGAUUAAAAUGGAAUUUUGGUGAAAUAAAAGAUGCUGAAACUGAGAAAUAUGUACUGUUGGUAAUCUCCAUAGGGAAAAGUGGCCAAUUUGUGACAAUAUUAUAUUAUGGUAAAUACAUAGGGUAGAUUACAAAAUGAUGCCACAUUAUAACAACAGCAACAGCAGCAACAAGAACAAAACUUCAUCAGAUUCAUUGAAUUUCUAAUAUUACACACGAUGUGCAUAGUUAGGUUUUUGCAUUAAAACACUAUGCCCUGUCCUGACCACUAUUUGAUAUUUUUGUGCCUUGAACAGAAAUGUCUCAUAAGGAAAGUGAAGCCUACAAAACAUGUAAUUGUAUUCUUGUGGUUAUAAGUUCUCUUUAUCUUGUGAAAAGUUUUUAAUAUCUCAAAAUUUUUCAUUUCCACAGAUUUUAAGGCAUGGUUUUAACUCAAAGGAAAAAGUAUAUUUGCAACAUUUUGUGCUAUCAUUUUUAUUACUACAGCUUGAAGAUACGGUUAUUUUUAUUACAAUUUCAGGUUAAAGUUUUGUUAACUUCAUAUUAUAAUUCUUACUUUUCCACUACAAAACAGUUACAUCAACUUGGUAUAGUUUAGUUUUAUUGAACAGAAACAUAAUAUCUAGCUGCUUAGGAGAACAUGUUUAUUUUAUAAUAAAUACUGAGGGUUAUUUAAAUUGGCAAAAAAAAUAAUGUCUUAAUUUUAAAACAAUCUGCUUAAUAAUACACUUUACACAGUAAUCCUAUAUAUGUCUAUUCAGAAGUAAGUUCCACUGAAUUCAAGAUAACUAAUUCCUAAGUAAGAAAAGAAUUCCAGUCUUUAAAAAUGGAGAAUAAUGGUACUAUGUCUACUGAAAAUUAAAUCAUACUGAGUUCAAUUUUUCUUACUCCUAGUUGUGUACAAGAUUAUGUGUUUCAAGUUUCUUUCUGAAAGUACAGUACACCGAAAUAAAUAAAAUUCACAAUUAAAAAAAAACAAUUUGCAUCAUCUUUUUAGAUAGUAUCACUGUUACAUGUACAAUGUCUAUCAAAUAUGCCUUUUUUCAAUACUGUUGAUAAAAGUAAUUUUUUAACUUAUUACUGCCAUUAGCUUUCUAUUUCAAGGUAUUUGGGUUAUUUUAGUUUAUAAACUACCACUAGUUAGGGAUGUUGUUUAUAUGUCUACAUAGAAACAAUUCAGGUUCUAAAUUAUUGUAACCACUACAAAAGGAGAAAAUAAUCUUGCUCAUUAGUAUUUUUUUCUUCUUCGGAUUUUCAAGAAGUACAUAGAUGGGAUUGACUAUUAUUAUCAUUUUCAAAACUCGGUUUUUGUACCUGAAACAAUUAAACUGAUACUUUAUUCAAUGCAGUCAAAUAUUUUACUCCAAUAGGUAAAGCUAAUUAGACAUUAGACAUUUCUAUUUUCUUGUGUGUCAUUAAUAUCCUGGGCUAUGAAACAGUAGACUUCUCUUUAGAUUAAGGAAACUGGCAGAUAGACUUAACUGAACAACAGAAAUGACUUUGAAUUUCUGACUUCUGAAUCUUUGUAGCAAUUUUCCCCUAUUGUAAUAAUAAUGGUAAUUACGACAAAAUAAAAGACUCUGUGAACAGCCUGUUACUCUAUGAUUUACACUAGUUCAUAUCUUCUACAUUUUUCUGAUCUAUCCUACAUAUGUGAGUGUUCUGUAUG